AUGGGUAGUUUGGAUCCCCAAGUGCACAUUUUCUUCUUCCCUUUCAUGGCUCAUGGCCACAUGAUACCAACUGUGGACAUGGCCAAGCUUUUUGCUUCUCGAGGCUUAAAGACAACCAUCAUCACCACUCCUCUCAACGCACCUUUCUUCUCCAAAACAAUCCAAAAAACCAAAGAUUUGGGUUUUGAUAUUAAUAUCCAAACCAUCAAAUUCCCAGCGGCAGAGGCUGGAUUGCCUGACGGAUGUGAAAAUACAGAUGCAUUCAUUGCAAAUGACAAUGCUGGGGAAAUGACCAAAAAGUUUUUCGUGGCCACAACCUUACUUCAAGAACCAUUUGAGAAGCUACUACAAGAAUAUCAUCCUGAUUGCAUUGUUGCUGAUAUGUUCUUUCCUUGGGCUACUGACGCUGCUGCCAAAUUUGGAAUUCCGAGGCUAGUGUUUCACGGCACUAGUAACUUUGCUUUAACUGCAGGAGAAUGUGUGAGACUUUAUGAGCCACAUAAGAAAGUUUCAUCAGAUUCUGAACCUUUUGUUGUUCCUAAUCUUCCUGGAGAUAUAAAGUUGACAAAGAAGCAACUGCCAGAUUUUGUAACGGAAAAUGUUGAAAAUGACUUUACCAAGUUAGUGAAAGCAUCCAAAGAAGCAGAAAUGAGGAGCUUUGGUGUUAUUGUCAACAGCUUUUAUGAGCUUGAGCCAGCUUAUGCCGAUUAUUACAAGAAUGUUUUGGGCAGAAGGGCUUGGAAUGUAGGCCCGGUUUCUUUAUGCAAUAGAGACGUCGAAGAUAAAGUAGGAAGAGGAAAAGAAGCCUCAAUUGAUCAACAUGAGUGUUUGAAGUGGCUUGACUCAAAGAAAUCCAAUUCGGUUGUUUAUAUUUGCUUUGGAAGUAUAGCAAACUUCACUGCCUCUCAGCUGAAGGAGAUUGCAACAGGCCUUGAAGCUUCUGGGCAGCAAUUUGUCUGGGUUGUUAGAAGAAACAGAAAGAGUGAAGAAGAUAAGGAAGAUUGGUUACCUGAAGGAUUUGAGGAACGAAUGGAAGGCAAGGGACUGAUAAUAAGAGGGUGGGCGCCCCAAGUGUUGAUUCUUGAUCAUGAAGCAAUAGGAGCAUUUGUGACUCAUUGUGGAUGGAACUCAACUCUUGAAGGCGUAACUGCGGGGAAGCCAAUGGUUACAUGGCCAGUAUUUGCUGAGCAGUUCUAUAAUGAAAAGCUGGUGACUGAUGUUCUAAAAACUGGAGUUGGCGUUGGAGUUAAGGCAUGGGUUAGACUCCAUGGAGAUCAUGUUACAAGUGAAGCUGUAGAGAAGGCAAUCACUCAAAUUAUGGUGGGUGAAGAAGCAGAGGAAAUGAGGAGCAGAGCAAAGAAGCUAGGAGAAAUGGCAAGGAAGGCUGUUGAAGAAGGUGGAUCUUCUUACUCUGAUUUCAAUGCUUUGAUUGAAGAGCUGAGGUUGCAUCGCCCUUGA
Dovyalis caffra is the source of this 1458-nucleotide messenger RNA. Lineage: Eukaryota; Viridiplantae; Streptophyta; Magnoliopsida; Malpighiales; Salicaceae. The record is from the annotation of a GenBank genome assembly.